CGUCCAUACCUUUUUACUCUGAUACAUCACAAAGGUACUCGUUACCUCAGAGGUACAUAUUGUACUUGUUACUGUACUACUGCUAAUAUAAAACUGACUUAUUGAAGGGACUGUUGUGUUCAAGCUCCUGCAAAUUCACAUUUAUUUAGCCUGAUAUUAAUUGCUUAGACUUGUUAAAUAUUCCCACUCUGUACUGAUAUUACUGUUACACUACACUUAUUUAGCUUCAUAUUUAUUGCUUAUACUGUUAAUGUUUCCACUCUGUUUCUGAUAUAAGACAUUUUCCUCGCUUCUUAUUCAUUUCUGAGACUGUUAAAUAAGUGACACACAGUUGUCUCCAGGAGAAAUGCUGAGGCCGUUGGUGAAGCAGCACGUGGACGAGGUCGUCGACGAGGCGUUUGGGCUGUUGGACACGUUGACAGCAGCGUAUGAGGACAUCGUUUCUCGUUUAGGAGAACAUGAGCUACACACAUCAGACGUCCAGCGGCUGUUGGUGAUGAAACAAGAGGUUCCCCCUGAACAGCAGGACUGGAGCUCCAGUCUGGACCAGGAAGACCCAGAGCCUCCACACAUUAAAGAGGAGCAGGAGGACCAGGAGAACCCAGAGCCUCCACACAUUAAAGAGGAGCAGGAGGACCAGGAGAACCCAGAGCCUCCACACAUUAAAGAGGAGCAGGAGGACCCAGAGCCUCCACACAUUAAAGAGGAGCAGGAGAACCCAGAGCCUCCAAACAUUAAAGAGGAGCAGGAGGACCCAGAGCCUCCACACAUUAAAGAGGAGCAGGAUGAACUCAGGAUCAGUCAGGAGGGAGAGCAGCUUCAAAAGCUGGAGGAGGCUGGAAUCAAGUUCUCAUUCACCCCUGUAAAGAGUCAAUAUGAUGAUGAGGAAGCUCAGCUCUCAAAGUCCAUAAAAACUGACAAAAGAGAGGCAGAACAUUUGAAAGCAGACGGAGAGGAAGUCAGAUCCACAUCAGAUCCAGAUAGUCCUUUACAACCAACUGCUGAUGAGACGUCACAAUCCUCUGAAUGUGAGACUGAUAACAGUGACGAUUGGAAGGAGACUCAGGAACCUCAGUCACGUUUAAAGCCUUUGGAAAACAAUGAAGUCCCUGUAGGUGACAUGGACUGUGGGACUGGAAACGCAUCAAUUAGCUCUUCUCAAUAUGCUGGAAGCUUUGGCCAAAAGAGACAUCCGAAGAGACACUCUGGAGCCACAACAGGAGUGACCAGUUCUUCAGUUUGUGGUAAAACAUUCAGACAAGUGCAACCUCUGAAACAACACUCAACUGUUCAUACAGGAGGAGAGAAACUAUUCAGUUGUUCAGUUUGUGGUAAAACAUUCAGCCGAGCAGGCAAUCUAAAACGACACUCAACUGUUCAUACAGGAGAGAAACUAUUCAGUUGUUCAGUUUGUGGUAAAACAUUCAGACAAGCAGGCUAUCUAAAACGACACUCAACUGUUCAUACAGGAGAGAAAUUAUUCAGUUGUUCAGUUUGUGGUAAAACAUUCAGUCAAGCAGGCGAUCUAAAACGACACUCAACUGUUCAUACUGGAGAGAAACUAUUCAGUUGUUCAGUUUGUGGUAAAACAUUCAGUCAAGCAGGCGAUCUAAAACGACACUCAACUGUUCAUACUGGAGAGAAACUAUUCAGUUGUUCAGUUUGUGGUAAAACAUUCAGUCAAGCAGGCAGUCUAAAACGACACUCAGCUGUUCAUACUGGAAAAACAAAGUAGCGUUCAGUUUUCUAUAAAAGAUUCCCUCUUCUCCGUGAUUUAAAAAGAAAUCACAAUUGCAUUGUUGAGGUCAUCAGAAAUAAAUGAGACAUUGUUGUUGUUAGCAGAGUUGAUGUUCAUGAUAAGGUUGAAGAAGUGUUCUUGCUUGUGUUGCUGCAAGUCUUAAACCUAUAUGAUAUAUAUUUAUAUGUAUAUACGUAAAUCUAUAUUUUUUUAUAUAUAAAUAUGUAUUUCUAUAUAUAUAUUUAAAUAUAAAUAGAGAUUUAUUUAAAAACAAAUUCCUUUAUAUAUAUAGUGUAUGUAUUUUGUUUAGAUUAUUUCUUUACGUUUCUUAAUUUAAUUUUUUGGGCUUUUAUGUCUGUUAAUUGUUGCUAGUUAUUAUUGACAACGUGAAACUGUUUAAAGACAAAAUACUUGCAACGUCGAUAUCGCUGCUUCCACAACUUCCGGCUAUGGCUCCGGUCAGCUGACCCUGAACUGGCCAAUCAGAAGUGCCUCUCUGUGGUAAAUCCCGGGUUGUUUUGAUAGGGACGCACAGUGCUGAGCGGUUCACACCAGAGAGACCGCGGGGAGACAUGAUGGUGGAGACCUCCGUAAGAGGUGGUAUUGUAAAAGUAUUACUCCUUCAUGAUUUAACUAUAAUAUUCUGAUGUACCUGGCUUAAUGUUUUUAUUGUUUUGACUCGUCUUUAUCUAUUUUUUUAUUGUGUCUUUAUGUAAAGCCUCAAUGUACUUUAUUUACAUGCUUAAAGUUAAGUUUAUGUUAAUAAACACAUUAUUCACCCCUCCCAAAUAAUAGAGUUGGUUCGGUCCUUAGCCGUCUUUUCCAAAAAGUUCUCUCAGCUCCUGAUAGCUGGGCCGGCCGACCGCAACGAUACGCGUCAGGGAGGAUGGACGGGAGGGGCUGGAAAAGCCAGGUUGAAAAAAAGAAAGGCAUUGGAGGAGGAUGCUGCCAAAUGUGCCAAGCUUACAGAUUUAUUUACAAGAGGACAAACACAAGUGGCAACUGGUAAAGAGAGACAAAAGCCUAAUGAUUAGCAACAUAACUAUUCGGCUAACUUUGUAGCCUUGAUUAAUAUAAUUGCAGCGUUGUCAACCUAUUCCAAAGCAAAAUAUUAAAUUGAAUUAAAAUAUUAGCCUUUUUAUAUCACCUAAAAUAUGGUGAUCCAUAGACUGCAAAUAUUAUGCAAAUAUUGAUAUAUACUAUUAAUAUUGAUAUUGAAGUAUGCAGUAAUAUGACUUCAUUUUUCUUUGUAGCUUCGGAGCAGCAGAUAAGAGUCCUGCUGAAAAUGAUGAGCCCGACAUUUGCAAUGAGGAAGCCAUACAGGGACAGGUAGAGAGGAUAACAGAGGAAACUAUAUGAUUUAAAGUUAUAUUUUCUUAGAAAGAGCAGUAUAUGACAGUACUUGAUGAACCAAUAUGCAUUGUUUGCUCAGAAGUGUGUGUAGUAAAGGAGUAAAUCACCACUAUAUAAUACUCAUGCAGAAAAAUGAUAAUGACCAUGACAAUGACCAUGACAAUGAUAAUGACCAUGACAAUGACAAUGAUAAUGACCAUGACCAUGACCAUGACAAUGACCAUGACCAUGACGGCCCCCAUGAGGUCUCACUCCAACAAAUCUGGCCUACUGCCUCAUCUGAGUCUGACACCCCUGCUAUGCCCUUCUGCCUUUUUUAAUGUUAUGCAUAUUUUUUGUUAACUUCUCAUCUUAAGUGGAUUAUUAUUGUUGUAUUUAACCUUUACAUUAUUUGUUGGACCAUGGUAUUAAUAAAAGAACUACAGGAUAGUAAGAGCUGAACUGUUGCUU
This is a messenger RNA of Pseudoliparis swirei, 3541 nucleotides long. RefSeq names its product zinc finger protein 135-like. The record is from RefSeq and is a predicted model, not a curated record. Bases 347 to 1735 code for a protein of 462 amino acids. Gene Ontology annotation, molecular function: RNA polymerase II cis-regulatory region sequence-specific DNA binding; DNA-binding transcription factor activity. NCBI's taxonomy places the organism in Eukaryota, Metazoa, Chordata, Actinopteri, Perciformes, Liparidae. The transcript is spliced from 2 exons. Gene Ontology annotation, biological process: regulation of transcription by RNA polymerase II.